AUCGCACGUGGAAACUAUAAAAUAAAAUAACUUCCGAAAAAGUGUUUUUAGUAUUUUAAAAAUAUAUUUAAUAAUUUAAAUAAAUACAUCAAAAUGAUGGUCAAAGGAAAAAAACGUUCUGCACCAUCUACUGAAAAUGGUUCAUCAGAACCUAAAGCUGUUAAAGUUGACAAAAAAGGAGAUAAACCAAAACCAUUUAAUGGUUCAUCAGAACCUAAAGCUGUUAAAUUUGACAAAAAAGGAGAUAACAAAUCAAAAUCUUUCAAGCCAAAAAAUGUUUUCAAAGGAAAACCAAUUAAACCAAUAGCUGGUAAACUCCCAAAUGCAAAAGGAGAACGUAAAAGUAAAGAAGACCCUGAAGCUAAGCCCGAGAAGACAGAUUGGAAUAAAUUCAAGCAGGAAAAAAAGGAACUACGCUUGAAGAGGAAACAAACCAAGGAUUCAUAUGAUGUGACUGUUGAAGCAAAACGUAUCUAUGAAAAACUUAAAAAUAAAAAAUCAGGAGAUAGAACUAGUUUAGCAGCACAGCUGUAUGAACAUGUUAGGGGAGAUAUGCUUAAGAAAAUUGUUAUGGCCCAUGACACAGCUCGUGUGGUUCAAUGUAUGAUAAAAUGUGCAUCUCCAGCACUACGUGUUACUAUAUCAGAAGAACUCCUUCCACAGGUAGUCGAAAUGACUGUUUCAAAAUAUGCACACUUUUGUGUAGUAACCAUGUUCAAGUAUGGAAGUACAGAAAUCAAAACUAAAAUGGUUGAUUGCUUUAUGGGAAAUAUUGUUCGAUUAGCUUGUCAUAAUAUUUCGAGCAAGAUUUUGGAUGACGCCUAUUUGAAUCACGCCAAUCCGAAGCAAAAAAUGUACAUGCGUCAGGAGUUUUAUGGGGAUUUAUAUAAAAAGUCCAAAGAUGAUUCCGUCAAACAAUUAUCGGACACAUAUAAAGAAACAACACACAUGAAAGCCGCUAUUUUGGGUUCAGUGAAGUCAAAUCUUGAUCAUGUAGCUAACAAAAACCUCGUAGACAGUUCGUUAGUUCAUGCAGUUAUUUUGGAGUAUCUCAAAGAAUGUGAAGAAGAUAAAAUUGAAGAGACUGUAACAAUGUACUCCAGUCUGAUACCAUUAAUGGUAACCACAAAAGAAGGAAGUCAAGCUGCUGUUCUUUGUUUCUGGCAUUCAACACCUAAAAACAGACGUGCAAUCAUCAAGACAAUUAAAGAACAUUUGGUUAAAAUCUGUACCCACGAACAUGGUCAUGUGUUUGUAAUUGCAGUAGUUAAUGCAUUAGACGAUACCAAGGCUACGAAAAAAGCUCUUUUCGAUCCAAUUCUUGCUGAAUUACAAACAAUUGCUGCCAAUCAAUGGGGUCGUCGAGUUAUUGAAUGGUUUGUUUCGCCAGGUGAUACAAAGAGUUUCCAUCCACAUUUUACAACGUACAUUGAAGAAGGUUUGAAGUACGGAAAGAAAGACAAAGAAGUAAGAAGGAAGGAGAUAUUUGAACAAAUCGAAGAGCCAAUUGCAAAGGCCAUAGCUGAUGCACCUGAGUUUUGGUUUGCUGAUGGUCAUAUUGGAUUGGUUACAGCGAAUUUAUUAAAUAAAUUGACAUCCACAAACUUCACAAAUGCUGCCCAAUCAUUAGCCAAUCUUAUGUGCACGCCUGAUUGGACCACUACUGUUACAGAAAAUAGUAAGGAACCGAAGGCAGCCAAAGCCCCUGAAACUGUUGAGGGAAUCAUUGACGCUGGCUUACACGUAGCUCUCAAGAAAAUUAUCAAACAUGAUUCAGAGAGAACCAAGGAAAAUCCAGAAGAGACAUUUGGAGCAAUUUUAUCAAAAACUAUUUCCGAUGAUAUUGUUAAACAAUGGUUGGAACAUAAUCGAGGUUGCUUUGUUCUCCUAAAUGUCAUUGAAAACAAUGCAAAAGAAUCAACAACACAACUAAGAGAACUAAUUGAAGAAAACAUAAAGAAUUUAAAGACCCAAACAGCAGGAAGCAAACUUUUGUUAAAGAAAAUUAAAGACUAGGUUUUAAGUUUUAUAUUUCAUUGAUUUUGUAUCUUUUUUUUUUUUUGUUGUUAUUAAGAGAUUAAAUUAAAGAAAUUUAUUUUUUGUUUAAUCUAAGCAACUAAU
Episyrphus balteatus (marmalade hoverfly) is the source of this 2121-nucleotide messenger RNA. It is a transcript of the gene peng, whose product is annotated as protein penguin. Lineage: Eukaryota; Metazoa; Arthropoda; Insecta; Diptera; Syrphidae. Gene Ontology annotation, molecular function: mRNA binding. The transcript has 8 exons. Gene Ontology annotation, biological process: regulation of translation. The record is from RefSeq and is a predicted model, not a curated record. Bases 94 to 2016 code for a protein of 640 amino acids. Gene Ontology annotation, cellular component: nucleolus.